This is a messenger RNA of Chara braunii, 852 nucleotides long. NCBI's taxonomy places the organism in Eukaryota, Viridiplantae, Streptophyta, Charophyceae, Charales, Characeae. The record is from the annotation of a GenBank genome assembly.
CCCUCCUAUGUGUUGCGUUCUCAAAUUCCCUUGAACAUGGGGCUGGUUGGCCAUGGUGGUGGAGGAGGAAGAAGGCGUGAAGAGACUUGGCUAUGGUGGAUGGGUGAUGGAGGUGGAGGAGGAGAAAGUUGUGGAGGUGCUUGACUAUGGUGGAUGGGUGAUGGAGGUGGAGAAGGAGGAAGGUGUGAAGGUGCUUGGCUAUGGUGGAUGGGUGAUGGAGGUGGAGGAGGAGGAAGGCAUGAAGGUACUUGGUUAUGGUGGAUGGGUGAUGGAGGUGGAGGAGGAGGAACGUGUAAAGAUGCUUGGCUAUGGUGGAUGGUUUAUAGAGGUGGCGGGUGAAGAAGGUGUGAAGGUACUUGACUAUGGUGGAUGGGUGGAGGUGAAGGAGGAGGAAGGUGUGAAGGUGUUUGGCUAUGGUGAAUGGGUGAAGGAGGUGGUGGAGGAGGAUGUGAAGGAGCUUGGCUAUAAUGGAUGGGUAAAGAAGGUGGAGGAAGAAGAGGGUGUGAAGACACUUGGUUAUGGUGGGUGGGUGAUGAAGAUGGAGGAGCUGGAAGGUGUGAAGGUGCUUGGCUAUGGUGGAUGGGUGUGAUGGUACUUAACUAUGGUGGAUGGGUGAAGGAGGUGGAGGAGGAAGAAGGUGUAAAGGUGCUUUGCUAUGGUGGAUGGGUGAAGGAGGUGGUGGAGGAAGGUGUGAAGGUGUCUGGCUAUGGCGGAUGGUUGAAUAAGGUGGAGAUGGGAAAGGAGUGAAGAUGGUCGUAAGCUUCCUGUGUCAUCCUACUUGCUCAUCGUCCGAAUCAUCAGAAAACUCAAAACUUACGAAAUUCAGACUUGCAACAAACACUCAGACUUGCG